AUGGUUAUCUCAGAGCUGACAGCAUCUGCUGCAGCUAUGAAAUCCAUGCGCAUAUCGGAGAGCCUUACGUCUAAAGAAACUGGCUCCGCUCCUUUGAAGAAUCGUGCGGGCGAAAGUACAAAUCCUUUCGUCCGUAGCUUUGCGGCCAGCCCUGUCGCGUGGCAGCCUUUGGCCGACGAGACCGUGGAACGUGCAAAAAGUGAAGGCAAGCUAUUGUUCCUGCAUAUCGGAUACAAAGCCUGCCACUACUGCCGCCUCAUGUCCACCGAGUCCUUCGCAAAUACGGAAUGCGCCGCCGUACUCAACGAUGCUUUCAUUCCAGUCCUCAUUGACAGAGAGUCUCGUCCCGAUUUAGAUACAAUCUACAUGAAUUAUGUUCAGGCGGUUAGCAGCGUCGGAGGUUGGCCACUUAACCUUUUCGUCACUCCAGAGCUCGAACCGAUUUUUGGUGGCACAUAUUGGCCAGGGCCCAAUGCCGCACCUCGCGCUCACGAUGAAAAUGCUGAGGAUGCUCUGGACUUUCUGACCAUUGUCAAAAAGGUUCGCGAUAUUUGGAAGGAGCAAGAAGCAAGAUGUCGCAAGGAAGCGACCGAAGUUUUGGCUCAAUUGAGAGAGUUUGCGGCUGAAGGUACUCUAGGAACGAGAGCGAUUGCGCAAGCACAAACAAUUGCGCCAUCAGGUUGGGCUGCGCCCGCGCACAGUGAGCAGACACAAGAAGCUGUCAAGAAUGUUUCCGUAUCGAGCGAACUUGAUUUGGAUCAAGUAGAGGAGGCCUACACACACAUUGCGGGCACCUUUGACCCCGUAUAUGGCGGCUUCGGCCUGGCUCCCAAAUUUCUUACUCCGCCAAAGUUGCAAUUUCUCAUUGGUCUUCGUGAUUCACCGAGCGCUGUUCAGGAUAUUGUGGGAGAGGCAGAAUGUACUCAUGCUUUAGACAUGGCAGUUGAUACCCUACGAAAGAUUCGAGAUGGAGCGCUGCACGAUCAUGUCGGAAAUACUGGAUUCGCUCGCUGCUCUGUUACCCCAGACUGGACGAUACCAAACUUCGAGAAGCUUGUUGUCGACAAUGCCCAGCUUCUUUCCCUUUACCUUACAGCCUGGCGUCGCGCCGGCGGACAAGCGACGAGCGAGUUCUACAACAUCGUAUUGGAACUUGCGACUUACUUGACAUCAACUCCGAUUCUGCGAUCAGAUGGGCUGCUCGCAUCUAGCGAAGCCGCCGACUCCUACGCGCGCAAAGGUGACGGAGAGAUGAAAGAGGGCGCUUUCUAUCUCUGGACCAAGAGAGAAUUCGACAGCGUCAUUGAAGCCGCUGAGAAGGGCGCCAGUCCAGUAGUUGCUGCACACUGGGGCAUUCUAGAGGACGGUAAUAUCGAUGAGCAGCACGAUCCUAAUGAAGACUUCAUGAACCAGAACAUUUUGCGCGUUGUCAAGACAUCCGAAGAGCUCAGCAAACAGCUGAACAUUCCCGUCGAAAAGGUUGAACAGACCAUUCGCACAUCCCAGAAGGAACUAAAGGCAAGACGAGAGAGCGAGCGGGUGCGGCCCGAGGUCGAUGAUAAGGCUGUCACCGGAUGGAACGGCUUGGCCUUGUCUGCUCUUGCCAAGACGUCACGGGCAGUGAAGACAACAAGUCCCGAACUCAGCGCCAAAUGCGCUACUGUGGCUAGCGGUAUUGCCUCCUUCAUUCAAAAGCAACUCUGGGAUGCUCAGGCAAAGAUUCUAUACCGAGUCUGGACGGGAGAGCGGGACACGGAAGGAUUUGCCGAUGAUUACGCAUAUGUCAUUCAAGGCUUGUUGGAUCUUUUCGACACGAAUGGCGACGAAUCAUUGAUUGAAUUCGCUGAUGCUCUACAAAAGGCUCAAUCUUCGUACUUUUACGACCCUGCAGGCGGUUUCUUCACCACCAAAGCCGGCUCGAGCUCUGCCAUCCUGCGACUCAAAGACGGCAUGGAUACGUCCCUGCCCUCCACAAACGCCGUUUCUGUUGCCAAUCUGUACAGACUCGGCCAUCUCCUCGACGACGAGACGCUCACCGGCAUGGCGCGCAGCAGCAUUAACGCCUUUGAGGCUGAGAUGCUUCAGCACCCGUGGCUCUUUCCUGGGCUGCUCGGCGGCGUCGUAACGGCCCGUCUUGGCGUGUCGACGGUGCGCAACCAGGAGAUCAAGUACAAGGCGACGAGAGAGAAGGCGUAG
Molecule: messenger RNA, 2196 nt
Organism: Beauveria bassiana ARSEF 2860
Lineage: Eukaryota; Fungi; Ascomycota; Sordariomycetes; Hypocreales; Cordycipitaceae
Product: DUF255 domain protein
Exons: 3
Coding region: 1-2196 (731 amino acids)
Biological process (GO): carbohydrate metabolic process
Source: RefSeq, a predicted model, not a curated record